UUUACAUAGAACUUUGAAUGGUCAUAUGAAAUUAAUUGCUAAUCAAGGACAAAAUAAUCGAAAACAAUCAGAUCCCUUAAAAAUUGAUGAAAUCAAAUUUAUACUUAACUCACCUAUCACCAAAACAGAUACUCUUAAAGGUGGUAAUACUAAACGAUUAAAAGCUUCUUGGAUUAUUGAAAUGGAUGAUGGUAGAAUAAAGCUUGAAUUACCUAAGGAAAAGAAUCAUGCAGGAGGAAUUAAAGAUCCAUAUACAGCAUCUGGUACAAGUUUUAUACAACCUGAUACUUCAGGAAACAUUUAUACUCCUGUUGCAGAUAUCCAAAAAAUUCUUGAGAAUGACUAUUUCUUUAUAUCAAUCAAUACACCAAAAAUAUAUAUAAUAGUAAUUGGUAUUGAACAACAAAGUUAG
This is a messenger RNA of Funneliformis caledonium, 412 nucleotides long. The record is from the annotation of a GenBank genome assembly. Lineage: Eukaryota; Fungi; Glomeromycota; Glomeromycetes; Glomerales; Glomeraceae.